Cariama cristata (Red-legged seriema) is the source of this 769-nucleotide messenger RNA. It is a transcript of the gene TTLL1, whose product is annotated as tubulin tyrosine ligase-like family, member 1. The annotation marks the transcript as partial. Gene Ontology annotation, biological process: protein polyglutamylation; microtubule cytoskeleton organization. Lineage: Eukaryota; Metazoa; Chordata; Aves; Cariamiformes; Cariamidae. The record is from RefSeq and is a predicted model, not a curated record. The transcript is spliced from 6 exons. Gene Ontology annotation, molecular function: tubulin-glutamic acid ligase activity; tubulin binding. Gene Ontology annotation, cellular component: cilium.
GUUUGUAUCUCAGUCUUCCAAAGAAGCCUAUGUGAUUUCUCUCUAUAUCAACAAUCCCUUACUUAUUGGUGGAAAGAAAUUUGAUCUUCGUCUGUAUGUUUUAGUAUCUACGUAUCGUCCACUAAGAUGUUACAUGUAUAAACUUGGAUUUUGCCGUUUUUGCACAGUAAAAUAUACACCAAGUACAAGUGAAUUGGAUAACAUGUUUGUACAUCUUACAAACGUUGCCAUUCAGAAACAUGGGGAUGAUUACAAUCAUAUCCAUGGAGGCAAGUGGACAGUGAGUAACUUACGCCUGUAUCUGGAGAGCACCCGUGGAAAGGAAGUCACAAACAAAUUAUUUGAUGAAAUUCACUGGAUAAUUGUGCAGUCACUGAAGGCUGUUGCGCCUGUAAUGAAUAAUGAUAAACACUGCUUUGAGUGUUAUGGAUAUGACAUUAUCAUUGAUGACAAGCUUAAACCAUGGCUAAUUGAGGUUAAUGCUUCUCCUUCUCUUACUUCCAGUACUGCUAAUGAUCGCAUCUUGAAGUAUAAUCUUAUUAAUGACACACUUAACAUUGCUGUCCCUAAUGGGGAAAUUCCAGACUGUAAAUGGAAUAAAUCUCCACCAAAAGAAGUUCUUGGCAAUUAUGAAGUCUUAUAUGAUGAAGAGAUGGCGCAAAGUGAUGGGCCUGAUCGUGAUUUGCGAAGUCGUUCUGGGCAGUCCACUGGAGUAAAAGGAAAUCGUGCAAGAGAUUCAGGAAAGCCUGUACUAACCACCUGGAAGUGA